Messenger RNA from Asterias rubens (European starfish), 5013 nucleotides. Its product is annotated as casein kinase I-like. Gene Ontology annotation, cellular component: nucleus; cytoplasm; plasma membrane. Bases 432 to 1760 code for a protein of 442 amino acids. Gene Ontology annotation, molecular function: protein serine/threonine kinase activity; ATP binding. Gene Ontology annotation, biological process: positive regulation of canonical Wnt signaling pathway; endocytosis; signal transduction. The transcript is spliced from 12 exons. The record is from RefSeq and is a predicted model, not a curated record. NCBI's taxonomy places the organism in Eukaryota, Metazoa, Echinodermata, Asteroidea, Forcipulatida, Asteriidae.
GUCGGUUUGACCUUUAGGAUAUGACGUCAUCUCACCCGAUUUGGGAGUGCAAUUUUCAACUUGGGCGAGCUAACGAAAAAGGGCCCCUCUGCUACAUGUAGCUUAACCCCCAUGGAUAUAUUAUAACCCUUCCUUUUCCUUGGACAUGAUGUGGAUAUCCCCUGGAUUAUACUUCAUCGGAUUUUGAAAGAAACUCGGACAUCUUGGAUUUUUCUCUUCUCAUUUCUACGGAUACAAGAAAUGGUCUAUGUGAUAACGACUAAAUCUGUGACAGUUUGGAGUGAAUUACGCAUGAUGGCUGGCUGGAUGGGUUAUCAUUGAUAAACCUAUCCUGCCCCCAUUGUUGACCUCCGACUGGAUUUACAGACGACCACACCCUUUAUUCGGGUGGAAACUUCUUUACGAAGUGAACAGGUAACAGAACUGCCAAUAUGCAGACAAGAGAUAGAGAAAAACUUGACCAUGACGCAAAGCGCAAAGCAAAGACUGGGAGUCGGAGCUCUGCUGGUCGCUCCGGCAAUCCACCCAACUCUGGUGUGCUCAUGGUUGGACCCAAUUUCAGAGUUGGAAAGAAGAUAGGCUGCGGAAACUUUGGCGAGCUGAGAUUAGGUAAAAAUUUAUACAACAAUGAACAUGUGGCCAUCAAAUUGGAACCCAUGAAGUCAAGAGCGCCACAGCUCCAUCUAGAGUACAGAUUUUACAAGAUGCUCGGACAAGCAGCAGAGGGAGUGCCCCAGGUGUACUAUUUUGGCCCUUGUGGUAAAUACAAUGCAAUGGUGAUGGAAUUGAUGGGACCCAGCUUGGAGGACCUGUUUGACAUCUGUGACCGCCAAUUCUCAUUAAGGACAGUCCUUCUUAUAGCAAUCCAAUUGCUGCACAGAAUAGAAUAUGUACAUAGUAAGCACUUGAUCUAUCGAGACAUUAAACCAGAGAACUUUCUCAUCGGUCGCCAGUCCAGUAAACACCAGAACACAAUCCACAUCAUUGACUUUGGCCUGGCCAAGGAGUACAUAGACCCUGAGACCAACAAGCACAUUCCCUAUAGGGAGCACAAGAGUCUGACGGGUACAGCGCGCUACAUGAGCAUCAACACGCAUCUAGGGAAAGAGCAAAGUCGGCGAGAUGACUUGGAGGCCAUGGGUCACAUGUUCAUGUACUUCCUUAGAGGUAGUUUACCUUGGCAGGGUUUAAAGGCUGACACACUGAAAGAGAGAUAUCAAAAGAUUGGAGACACAAAGAGGGCAACACCCAUUGAAGUCUUAUGUGAAAGCUAUGUCGAUGAGAUGGCGACCUACCUACGAUAUGUCCGCAGACUUGACUUCUUUGAGACGCCAGACUACAACUACUUAAGGAAGCUCUUCCAGGACCUAUAUGAUAGGAAAACCUACGGCCAUGAGUCUGAGUUUGAUUGGACGGGCAAGCAGCUUACUUCACAUGUUUCAGCCACAUCAAGUGAUGUGUCACAAUCUAAAGAUGCCAACCCGACAGGGAGGGAUAGGGACAAGCAACGCUAUGCCCAAAGCAAGCAACCAACAACCGCACGUGCCUGGCCCGAGCAGGCGGCCAAGCUAGCACCGCCAAUGGCAGACCAGCGUGGGUCUGUACAGGUCAUGAGCUCCACCAAUGGGGAGCUUGGACCAGAGGAUCGACGCUCAGAGGUGCCCAUUGCACCCCAGCCUGAAAUCGACUCACCUGAUGACACAAAGUGUUGUUGCUUCUUCAAGAGGAAAAAGAAGAAGCGUCCAUCAUGUCGUAAAUAGCCCCAACCCUGUCUCCUGCCACGCCUACAACCCCACCCAGUCUGAUGUCUUGGUUUACUUCUCUGGUGGUGUCUGCUGAAUGAUGCUUCACUGACUCUCUACUCUAAGACUGGAGACCAAAAUGCUCAAUGGAAUAAAAAACCUCCUCUUGUUCAUGACUACAAGAAGCUUUCUGUCUGCUAUUGAGAACCCCAGUUUGUCUUUGAAGUCGACAGGUUGAUUUCUUGGGAGAUGUUGCUCCAUAAGACAGAACUGAACAGAUGCUUCAUCUGAGAUGAAACUAGCCUGGUUAUCCCUGUAAAAGGGGAUUGGGCAAACAGCUGACAGCAGCUUGACCCUCACUCCAGGCUAGCAUUUGAUCAUCAAGAUUGAUUUGAGAAAGUAGCAGGAGGAGGAGGAUGAUUUGACCAAGAUAAAUUCAGAGUGUGAAAGCCCCAUUUGUACAAUAUUUUUGCUGUUAUUGUUUUUUCGUCGUCUGGGAUCGUUUUGCUGUCGACAUUCAUCAGGGGUUUUAUCAGAGAAGGAUUUUGAAAUUUCAAAGCUUUAUUUUUUGUUUUUUCUCUACUACUUUGAUCUGCAAAAUUGUUUGUAUAGUAAAUGGACGUAUUGAUUUUAACAAAAUGGGGAAAAAAAGGGAACGUGAAUCCGGGCAAACUAUGUACAUAUACUGUCUUACCAGUUGCAAUAGAAUAUGUUGAAAAGAGUCGUUUUAAAAUUACACCUACAGGUAUGCAGUUAUAUCCUUUUUGAAUUGACAUGGGGUAUAUAGGUGGGGUACUUCAUGAGGCAAACUUUGAGGCUUCUUCAAAAUGCAAGAAAAUAACUGCAACAUUUCCUAUCUAUCACUGGGUAUGGAUUGUGGGCCGCUGGCCAGAUGCCAGUUGAAACGCCCGAGGACCAGCCAAAAUUCUCUCCAAGUGGUCAGGCUGGCUAGGUCAGUGUUGAAGAUUAUGUCAUUUUAAUAUAAAGCACAACAAGUGAAAUAGCUGAUGGACUAGUGACAUGUAAAGCUAACUGACUCUGCUCGCCAGUCACUCAAAAAAUCUUGCGUAUUUCCAUCUCGGGUUGAAGCAAAGACUUCAGACUCGCCCUCCAGGAAAAAAAACAACCCAAUUUGUAACUCCAUCAAAAUACUACCCCGCACCUAUUCUUGUCCAAAUGUUUUUGAUGUCAACCAAUUCCCCAAUACCCCACACCCCUCCCGAACCCAGCUCCUCAAUCCCGCUACCCCACCACCUCCAAAACCCCACUCCUUAAUACCCCUACCCCACCCCCUCCAGAACCUCACACCUCACCUUUUCUGUCUACUUCAAUCUACUGCCUGUAUAUAUUUGAAUUGAAGUGCACAAAAUUCCAUGAAGAUGUAGGUUGGCCGUAUUCAGAACCACACUUGUAGGAAUAUGAAAAGAUGAAGUCUGGGUUUAUACUUCACGCGAAAGCAAAUGCGAAGCAAAUUACAUAAUGCAAACAAUUUUGUCGCUGGCAAAUUCGCUUUUGCAAGUCGCGUCAAGUAUGAAGCGGAGUCGAAUAAUCUCAACUGGUAAUUCCUCAUAGAGUAAUAUUUUUCAUUGAAACCUUGUGUUGUGAAUUUACUUCAAUGCAAAUAAAGAGCAAUCAAUCUAUAUUCUGCACUGAUAUUGUCAAGCCAAUGUCAUGCACUUUGACCCCACCUGACCCUUGACCUUGUCUAAUUUACAUACCUUUGCAUAACUUUUUGUACUGGACUGAAUGUAUGCAUAUUUAUUCAAAGAGUGUUUUUUAUAUGAAAACAAGUGGAAAGACAGUUGUACCUCAUUAGAAAUAAUUAGAAACGUUCCUUGAUUAGUUUUCUACUGUGCUUCUUGGGGAAAAGGUUUUCAGUGCUUUGAAAAAGGCAGAAAAUAUCCGAGAAAAAAGAUGUAGGAAGGCAAUUUUGAUUGUUUUACUUGUUCUUGUAAUGUGAGAAUAAUGGAUGACACAUGUCUGCAAAAGGUCUUGCUACAAAUGCCUGUUGUACGUUAUUUUGUACGUUUUAAGUUUCUGAAUGUACAUUUAUUGUUGACAUAACCACAUAUCUAAACAAAAUCACGAACCAUAAAUCUUGUUACCCGUUAUUUUUCAAAGUGAACCAACUCUGCAUGUAGGUCGUUUAAAGAGGUAUCUACCAAUGGAAGAUAGAACUUGGUGGCCCCAGUCCCAAAGUUAUAAUUGCUACAAGUUUAUUAUGACAUUACAGUGUUUUUCUGUUACUAGUAAUCAGCCCAUUCUGUUUUAGUAAUUUGUUUCCCCUACGUUUGUUCAUUGGUUGCACUGGUCCCCUGCACUGAUCCACCGGUUCCCACAUCUGAUUAGUUGAUUUGUAUUCAGGUUAGGGGCAGGGUUAAUUAAAUGAUGUCAAGUAGAGUACUGGUUUAUUCAAAUUCUUUGAUGCCAAAAACUAAAUCUUCAAAACAUUCUCAAAUAGUCAGCUUUUUAAAAUUAGGGAUAACUGCAAGUUGCGAAAAUAGAUAAGCGAUUCAAACUGCUUACCAACAAAAAUGACCCAUGGUACAAAUGCAAAAAACAGUUAAUGACCUAAUUGUUUAGACCCUAGCAGAGUCACUCUUGAAAAAAAAAAUCCGUUGAGAAAGACUCUGCUAGGGUUGAACGUUGUGCCACUUGCUAGUUUUUGCAAAAUUGCUUGGUGUUAUAUAUGAAAGCAAACGUCAUUGCCCUGCAACUCCAACAAUCUAAACCCUUGGUUUGGGGUAGUUUUCUGCUUAUUUUCUAGAAAAUUUGCCAAGCUGAAAUUCACAACAUUUUUAUUUUAUGGAGAUGUUUUGCUCCCCGUGUUUGUCCAUUAUUUGUCAAAUUUGUAGGCAACUGGUUUUUUGUUUGUAUUUUUUUGUGUAUAUGUACUUAUGUUUGCACCUGUCAUUUGAGUUUGAAAGGAAUGUAAACCCGAACACACCAGAUUUAAAUGUUGCAACGUUAUGUGCUUUUUGUGCCACACUACCAGCAUGUUGCCCUGUUUUUUCCGUUGUUGUGGUGGGGUUGUGUUACCACAAGAGGUUAUGAAUUGACCUAAUUUAGUUUCUGUUAGUUUCCAACUGUCCGCAUUUAUUUGCGCUUCAAAGUGUCGCUUGGUUUCACUCAAGAAAAUUAAAGUCAAUUUAAUUUGCACCAAUACAAGAAAUUGUGUCCUCAAAACAUGUAGCUACGAUAAUACUUGUAAGGAAAAUUUAAAAUCUUUGUAAAAAAAAUAAUAAAUAAAAUAAAAAAAUGGGAGAAACAA